Molecule: messenger RNA, 5205 nt
Organism: Athene cunicularia (burrowing owl)
Lineage: Eukaryota; Metazoa; Chordata; Aves; Strigiformes; Strigidae
Product: melanopsin-like
Exons: 11
Coding region: 337-2094 (585 amino acids)
Biological process (GO): visual perception; G protein-coupled receptor signaling pathway
Cellular component (GO): membrane
Molecular function (GO): G protein-coupled receptor activity
Source: RefSeq, a predicted model, not a curated record
CUGCUGUGCAGCUGGAUCACUAUGUAUGCCUCUGCGGCAGCCUGUUGCAGUGAGGUCCGAGCCUGGAGUCACCGGCUCUCCUGCUGAGAGCAGACCCAGGGAAUGGUAUCAGCUGCUUUGACAGCAUUUGCAAAGUUGAAACAUACCCUGGUAGAAAGCCCAAGAAACAGGCAGACAGACCUUCCUGAUGUUUGCCGUGCAGACUGACAGAGCACUGCAGGAGGCUGCUGAGUUUAGUGGAGGAUGCAGACCAGAAGACUUGGCGUUGCAGUAGACCACUCUCCAGAAGAUGAGCAUUAGCAGUGACACCAAGAGCACUAGGGAGCCCCUGGAUUAAUGCUGGUGCUUUGGAAAACUCGAGUGGCACUGCUGCAGGGUUUGAACAUGGGCACGCAGCCUUACUCUGUGACCAAGGCAGAGAUCCCCGACCAUGUUCUUUACACAGUAGGAACAUGUGUGCUCAUUAUUGGCUCUGUUGGCAUCAUUGGAAACCUCCUAGUUCUCUACACAUUUUACAGCAACAAGAAGCUGAGGACACCCCAAAACUACUUUAUAAUGAAUUUGGCUGUGAGUGACUUCCUGAUGUCAGCUUCUCAGGCGCCCAUGUGCUUUGUCAACAGCUUGCACAGAAGGUGGAUACUUGGAGAUAUAGGGUGUGAAUUGUACGCUUUCUGUGGGGCACUCUUCGGAAUAACCUCAAUGAUGACUUUAUUAGCUAUUUCUGUUGACCGCUACCUUGUGAUCACUAAGCCCCUGCGAUCCAUACAGUGGACUUCAAAGAAACGCACCAUGCAGAUCAUUGCCAUCGUGUGGCUGUACUCACUGGGAUGGAGCGUGGCUCCACUCUUCGGGUGGAGUUCCUAUGUGCCUGAGGGCUUGAUGAUAUCCUGUACGUGGGACUAUGUAACCUACUCCCCUGCAAACAGAAGUUAUACCAUGAUUUUAUGUUGCUGCGUGUUUUUUAUUCCACUGAUAAUAAUAUUUCAUUGCUAUUUAUUUAUGUUCUUGGCCAUAAGACGUACUGGCAGAGAUGUUCAAAAGCUGGGGUCCUGCAGCCGGAAAUCCUACCUCUCUCAGUCCAUGAAGAAUGAAUGGAAACUGGCAAAAAUUGCUUUUGUGGUCAUCAUUGUGUUUGUCUUGUCCUGGUCACCAUAUGCUUGUGUCACUUUGAUUGCCUGGGCAGGUCGAGGCAACACCCUAACACCAUAUUCCAAAUCUGUGCCUGCAGUUAUUGCCAAAGCUUCUGCAAUCUACAACCCCAUCAUAUAUGCAAUAAUUCAUCCAAGAUACAGAAAAACCAUCCACAAUGCUGUUCCCUGCUUGAGGUUCCUGAUACGACUAUCAAAGAAUGACCUCUUGAGAGGCUCCAUAAAUGAGUCAUCGUUCAGGACCUCUCUCUCCAGCCAUCAGUCUCUUGCUGGCAGGACCAAGAGCACUUGUGUUCCACCAGUUUCCGCUAGAGAAGCUACCACUGGAUGCACAAUGAUGCAUGAGAGUAUCAACUGUGAUGAUUUCAUAAACUGUAAAAUCCCCAGAUUAUCCUUGCAAUACGAGACCUGGAGUGAUGUAGAGCUUGACCCUGUAGAGCCAGCUUACAAGAAACUGCAGCCUCGACGAAGUCAAUCUUUCUCAACAAAUCUGAGACAGGAGAAGAGAGACCUACUCCCAAAGACUUGGAGCUGCAAUGCAGCAACUGCAGAAAAGGUUUCAGUCUCCUCCAGCUGUCUGGAGAAGGUGCUUGUGCAGUCAGCCCUACACAGUCCCCCUGCAACACAUGUGACCAGCUCCCCAAAAGCAGCUUCUCUGCCUGUUGGUUUGAAUAGCAACAGUGUCAGCAAAGGAGGAGACUCCGACACUUCACAGAUGGCAACUCUAGAAAGUCAAGUUAACGGAAUCCUGGGCUCUAUUGUUAGCAAUACGGUCCCUUGCAUCAUCAUCAUUCCUACCUCAGAGACCAACCUAUUUCGGGAGGAACUUGAAGAGGAGGAGAAUGAAUUAUUCCACUUUCAUGACAAAAAGGGAAAUCUGCUGGACUUGGAAGGGCUUAGCUCAUCCACAGAGUUCCUUGAAGCUGUUGAGAAAUUUCUGUCAUAAGUUUGUCAAAAGAAAACUUUACAAUAAUUAUUUUCUUGGCAUCUUCCCCAUUUAAUUAUACCGAUAUCCAAGGCCCUGUAGGUUAGAUCAUCAGACUUUUUGUAUGUUUAUACAGUAGUCACUAGGCAGCCUUCAGAUUUAUCUUUGUCCAGACCAGCUCAGGCAUGGAAACAGGCUUUCUUUCAGAUUGUGCCACAGGAAAUGAGCAGUGGAAGAUCUGGCAGCAUGAUCGAGUGGCAACAGUCAAGUUGUCCGCCUGCUUUAUUGGACCCUGAAUUGUAACCACAGAUGGAGGUGCCAGCAGAAGAUAAAAUGACUGAGCAAGAGCAGGGGCAGCUGCUGAAUGUUUCUGCUACCUGCUCAUGAAACAUUUCUGUUUUGGUAGCUCUCCUCUGGAUGGUGAUGGGAAGCGCCACGAGACCGUGGCUUCCACCAGCCCCAGCAGUAACACAGAUGGCUAGAUAAUCUGAACUAUCUUUUAAUCAAAUUAUUUUCAGCAUUGGUUUUGUUUUCCUUUGUUUUUUAAAUAGGCAGCUUGCUAAAUGUAAAUAAACAAACUGAUGGUGUAACUGGGAAGUGACUGCCUGCUUUUAAAGUUUAGUGCUAGAAGUCUGGAUUUUACCUUAGCAUUAGCAUGAUCACCUGAAUGUCAAAAUGCAUAGUGCCAUGUGCUAAAACAUACACUACUACCUGUAGAAGCAUUUAGAGCACCUUCAGCCUUGAUUAAAUAUGUAUGGAUCCUAAUGAGUCUGUGAUUAAAAGGGUGAAUGUUCACAGCUGGCUUGACAAGUCAUUGAUAAAAUUAAAGCCUUGGCUGCUACACCUCACUUGUCUUUUCAGAGGAGAUUCUUCUCCUCUCCUCCUCUAAAAGGACCCAGUGGAUGUCUUCUCCUACAGGGCACUUACAGGAGGUCUUCAGAGUGGGUAAAACACCAUCUCGGGGAGAAAACUCCACAAUACUGUGGUGUUUGCUACAGGAUCUGCAGACACAUCUGUGGUUACUGAUUGUGCUUAUUUUAUCUGUGCUUCACGUUAUGGCUCAGGCUCACAAGACCCUCCUAGCCUUUUAUUCCUAACUGCAUUCUUCCUUUCAUUAUUCAUUUUCCCUUUUUAUAAUAUGUUCUCCACAUCCUCCCUUUCAGUCUCUGACUUUAAAAUGUAGACAAGUUGAACUAUGUGGUUCUCCACAUAGCAUCAGUAUAUCUUAGUUGAAAGCAGGCGUUUCUCUGGAUAUAACAGUGCAAAUAUUUGGUCCAGUGAGUCUGGUAGCGUUCAGACAUCCAACAAGAGAGUGGAAGUUUAUGUUCAUAGUUUAUUCCCUUGACUGUACCCUAGAUUGUGCAGUGAUCACUGAGAGCAUUUCCAAGUUUUGUGCAUGCACUGGCUGGUUUUGAGGAGUAAUUUCUCUCUUCCUGAUGGAAAAAGCAGAUGGAAAGCAUCGAAGUAUUUUUUAAAAUUAUUUCUUUAUUACAAAGGAAGAUAACACAAAUCUUGUUUGCAACUAGCUAGACAGGAACACCACUGAAGAACAAACUAAAACCCAAAGCAGCACAGGAGAGACAGGAAUGUUUCCAAACUUGCAGAUCUGAGGCUUUGCAGGGCGUCAGCAUAGCAGACCUUAGGACUGAAACACUUUUGGUGUAGGCUGUGCUCUUUUUAGGAAAAAAAAAACCCACUGGUGGGUUGCAGAGGUGACUGCUGAGACAGGCUGCUUUGUGCAAUGCUGACACUCGUAAUGCUGCUAUUAUUUGAGGUACUCUGCUGUCUAGACACCCUCAUAAAAAAUGAGGCCAACAUACCUCCUUACCUCAUAGAGAAAAGGGAAGAGGGUGGUGGAGCCACAUCAAGUGUGGGUUGUCUGUGUGCAGCCCUGGUGUGUGGUGCCGGCGGCCAGGGCUCAGCUGGGGCAGCACCACGCUGCAGGACCCACAGGCCGGGCUGCUGAAGGCUGUGCCCACCACCUGCUGGGUUUUCUGCCAGGGCCAGGAAUCAUGCCAAGGUCGUCUACAGCUCGCUCAGCAUUUCCAAAGGCAGUUCCUCCAUUUGAGGACCGGUGCAGUGAGCAGGCAGUGUGGGGCAGCUGCUGCGGACUGGGACAGGGCCGUGCUUGCCUGCAGCCCCUCAGUGCCAGGCUUUCGUCCAGUGCACGGUUUUAGCCACAAUGAACAAUCAAAUGUUAAUUAAAGACAACAUUCAUGGAAAAUAUGGGAUGCUUAAUCCUAGGCUAAACACAUUGCCCUGCCAUCUCUGAUUCUUUCAAUUUUAUUGCUGAACCUGUCCUCUCUGAUUUGUUUUUUUUUUUUCCUAUGUCAACUAACCCUGCCUCUUCUUGCAUUUAAUAUGCUCAGCUGCUGUAUCUCCUUUCUUCUCAAGACAGAUGUUGGGAAGCAAGUGUUCUUAUAAGGCUUCCAAGCCUUAUACCUGAUUUGUACUGUUGUAAUUACUCUAAAUAACAAUAAUAAAAUGUAUUUGGUGUUCCAAGAUAGAAAAACAUGCCCUGGAGGAGAUUUUGCACAUAGAUGUUGAUGGUAAGACUAUAGGAAGGAUAUUGCUGCAGUUUCUGACAGAAUGAAGAAAGUAAGACCUAAGGUAACAGUCAACAAACUCCUCUGUAUCCAGAUAAAGUUUUGCAUUCUCCUUGUUAGCCUACAAGAUGCUUUCCAGUGAUCUCUUGCAUAUGUGCUGAUACGUAUAUAGUGUCCCAGAAAGCUAGUGGGUUUGCGGUAUGUGCAAAUAAGUGUUUCACUUUUAUACUGUUAAUGCUAUACAGUAUUAGUACCACUGCUUCUGAAGCUAAUGUCAGGAUUACUGUUUACUUCAACUGAUGUGGGCUACAAUACCAAAUGAGAUAGCAGUAGAGAGAUAAAAUGUGAAGUUGUAUGAUAUAUCAGAUAGACAUUACUUUCAUUGUGAGAUUUUUGCAGAAACAGCUGUCACAGAGUGAGUCUUAAAUUUACUACCACAAUGCAAAAGAAUUUUGCAAACUUUUCUGUUACCACAUUAGAACAAAUAGUACAUAAAAAUGUACAAUAUUAACUAUUGCUUCCCAUUUCAAGACGAAUGUAUUAGUUCACUCAAAUGGAAUAAAAUAUUUUUAGGACUUACACUAAA